Messenger RNA from Nothobranchius furzeri (turquoise killifish), 603 nucleotides. Its product is annotated as L-rhamnose-binding lectin SML-like. Gene Ontology annotation, molecular function: carbohydrate binding. The record is from RefSeq and is a predicted model, not a curated record. Lineage: Eukaryota; Metazoa; Chordata; Actinopteri; Cyprinodontiformes; Nothobranchiidae.
AGCAACGGCAUAUAAACUCUGUGUUUAGUUCAGGAAGGCAUCCUUCACCCAGAGACUGCUGCUGCUGCUGCUUGGAUUCAUCACAACAAGAUGGCGUCACGUCUGCUCUUCCUGCUGCUCCUCGGAAAUAUGUUUUGUGAAGCUUUCGCUGCACGUCAUCUCAUCAUAUGUGAGCAAUCAACGGUCGAGCUGAAGUGUGCUUUCGGAAUGACCAUCUACGUGGAUUCUGCUGAGUAUGGACGUCAUGACACCGUCACCUGCUCCUUUGGACAUCCUCCAUAUCAGCUCCAAAACACCUUCUGCUCCAGUUUCACUACUAUUGUUGCUGAAAACUGUAACGGGGGUAACAGCUGCAGCAUCACAGCCAGUAACGAUGUUUAUGGAAACCCCUGCCCCGGAACCGUCAAGUACCUGAUCGUGAUCUACGACUGUUACUAAGUAGGAACCAGUUCAACCCUGAAGUUUUGUGACAUAAACAUUUUUGUGCUACAGCAACAGACUUAAUUCAUGGUUUUCAUCUUACGGUUUAGUUCUUGGCCUGAGAUUGAAUCAAGCACCAAGUUUGAGUCUCAGAAGAAACAUCAAUAAAACCACAUGCAUUCA